Molecule: messenger RNA, 585 nt
Organism: Impatiens glandulifera
Lineage: Eukaryota; Viridiplantae; Streptophyta; Magnoliopsida; Ericales; Balsaminaceae
Product: valine--tRNA ligase, chloroplastic/mitochondrial 2-like
Exons: 4
Coding region: 97-552 (151 amino acids)
Biological process (GO): valyl-tRNA aminoacylation
Cellular component (GO): cytosol
Molecular function (GO): ATP binding; valine-tRNA ligase activity
Source: RefSeq, a predicted model, not a curated record
GUGAAAGUCCAGUUUUCCCCUUAUUGCCAUUUCGCGGCAUCUUGUUUAUCUAUAUCGCCUCUCCUUCUUUAGACUGGAAGGCUGCGGAGCUCUACAAUGGCGUUGUCUAAUCCUUCUUUCUCCACCUUUUGCUCAGCUCAUAGACUCAAUCCCCUUCUCUUCGCUCGCCGCCAUCGCUGCGUCAGGAGUUCUCGCUGCUACUUAAAUCGUCGUCUCCGGCCUAGAUUCUUUGCCGUUGCUGCAUCAGAAAGCGGAGUCUUUACUUCACCGCAGAUAGCAAAGUCAUUUGACUUUUCAAAUGAGGAGCGCAUUUAUAACUGGUGGGAGUCUCAAGGCUAUUUCAACCCAAAUUUUGAUAGAGGGAAAGAUCCUUUUGUUAUCUCAAUGCCACCUCCAAAUGUCACUGGUUCGUUGCAUAUGGGACAUGCUAUGUUUGUGACUCUUGAGGAUAUUAUGGUCAGAUUCCAUCGCAUGCAGGGAAGGCCUAAUUUUGACCUCACACUCGAUAAACCACCCACCAUACGAUCAACAUUUCGUGACCUCACACUUUAAAAUGCUCUUCAAACCAACAACUAAUUCCGACCU